Pectinophora gossypiella (pink bollworm) is the source of this 6560-nucleotide messenger RNA. RefSeq names its product ras-responsive element-binding protein 1 (gene peb). Lineage: Eukaryota; Metazoa; Arthropoda; Insecta; Lepidoptera; Gelechiidae. The coding region runs from base 373 to 4290 and encodes 1305 amino acids. Gene Ontology annotation, cellular component: nucleus. Gene Ontology annotation, biological process: regulation of transcription by RNA polymerase II. The record is from RefSeq and is a predicted model, not a curated record. The transcript has 6 exons. Gene Ontology annotation, molecular function: RNA polymerase II cis-regulatory region sequence-specific DNA binding; DNA-binding transcription activator activity, RNA polymerase II-specific.
AGGCGCGCGCUCUCGCUCCCCCCGCGUGCCCGCCGGCCGCUCUCGACCAAUCGGCGGCCAUCUUCUGCUCCCCCGAGAGCAAGCGACAGUGCGUGCUCUCAUCACGAUCAUACAGAGACAAUAUCUCGACGAGCGAGGUUGUCCGUCCCGCGAGGAUGCGCUCUGAACGCGCCGCACACGAACGAUAAAAUAUUCCAAAGUGCCUCAGUACAAGUGCAAGAGAAAUAAGACUGUCAAUCUGUGCUCAAAAGAUUACGUGAAAGUGAAGGACUGGAGCUUUGUUGUGUGGACUUUUACGUUUAUUAAUUUGGGCAUCGUCUGAUAGCGCGAAAAUUAUCCACGAUUGGGCGACGACGACGCGUGUCUCGGGCCAUGCAGGGCGCGCCCACCGCGCCUGCGCCCUCCGCGGCCGAACCGCCAGCACAACAACAAAUCAAAACAGAGGUCAUCAGCGAAGCGAAAAUUGAUAUGCAGAAUCACAAAGAAGAGAACGACACAAUGAAGGUAGAAAAAAUCGAGGUUAGAGCGACGCGGACGACGAGUAUCGACAGCGACAAUCGUUCGGACAGGAGUGAGGAAGAGGACCUAAGGCGUUCCCGCAAACGAGCGGCCUCCACAUCUCCCUCCCCCAUACCUAUGGACAAGAGAACUGCUCGCUUCGAAUGUCCGAAAUGCCGCCAACGUUUCGACUCCGCCAACGCGUUCGAUCUCCAUCGCUUCACAGCGCACGGCGACGAAACCCGAACUGGAUUUGACGACCUAACGUUCGUUGAUUUCUCCAGCAAGAAGUUCCCCGAAAUAGCUCGCGGAGUGUGCGAGAGAAAUCCUCACAUUUCCAUCACAGAACAACGCUUCAGAUGCGACAAGUGUUCUAGAGAUUUCCCUUGCGGACAAGCUUUGGAUAUUCAUAAGAAGUCGUGUGCUAGUACCACCAGAGUCCGCAGCCCAGAGCGAGAUCGUAGGGAAGAUUUCUUCGCGAAACUCGACCUCACAAACAGACCUUUUGGAAUUCCGGGAACUCUGACGCCACCAAUGGAGAGAUUUACACCUAAAUUCAAUGAUGCACACAUUACCACCAACGGGAUCAGGCACAUUGAUGCCGCUAGAGACUUGGCCGACAUUCAGUCCAUCUUAAACGUGACAUCAGCUGGUAGUUUGCUGGAAAGACUAACCGGUACUAGAGUCGCUUUAGAAAGCUCGGUUCUUACUCCACCGGACACAAUAGGCAAAGAACGCGAGCAAGAGGAGACGCAAGAUAACUUUGCAGCUGAAUUCAGGCGAAUGAAGUUACGCGGAGAAUUUCCUUGCCGAUUAUGUCCAGCCAAAUUUCCCAAUCUAAGAGCCUUGAAGGGACACAACAGAGUGCAUCUUAGCGGGACAGGCCCUGGCCCUUAUCAAUGCAAUAUGUGUCCACACGCGUCGCUUGACAAAGCCGCUCUAGUAAGGCAUAUGAGAACACAUAAUGGAGAUCGUCCUUACGAAUGCGCUGUUUGUAACUACGCUUUUACUACUAAAGCGAAUUGCGAACGACAUUUGCGUAACCGACACGCCAAAGUCACAAGAGAAGAUGUCAAACGCUCAAUCAUCUACCACCCCUCAGAAGAUCCAAACAACGAUGAAGUUAAUUCCAAACUUGCUCGUGAAGAAGUCAAAAGAUCACUCGCUUUCCAUACUCCAGAAGUAGAAAGACGUAAUGAAACUACAGGCCGUGACACUCCUCUUACGCAUUUUACUCAAAAUUUCAUUACUGACAGGCAUCCUGUGGCCUCAUUAACAACAAAACCCAUUUUGCCUGAAGUGCCGCCUUUGACCCCAAGGGAACCAGAGCAAAUUCUUCCCAGAAUCAAAGUAAAGGGUAUCGGACAGCUCACCCAAAUAUCACCAGAAUUUCGGCCGUUAGAACUAAACUUCAAGAGCCCCGAACCCCAACCUGAAAGCUACGACGAAGAAGCGCCCGUAGACCUCAGCACAAGUGACAACAACAGCUGUGACGUUUUAGAUCUCAGCAAAAAGAAACGUGAUGUUGAUGAUGAGCCUAAAGCGCCUCCUAGACCCUCUUUUGAACCAGACCCUGCAGCCGCUGCAUCUGCAUUCGAAAAAACGAGAUUCCUUCUAGCCCACCAACGACUUUUCGAAAAUACUUUUCCAAAAAUCGAUCCCGCUUACUAUGCCACCCAACUUUCGCAACUUUAUGCGAGUACUAUGCCAGGACUACCAGGCUUGCCUUUGCCUCCGUCCUUUCCUCUCAACCCUUACUUUCUUCCACCUUCGUUUUUUCCUAAUGCAACAGAUUCUCAAGAACUUGCCGAAAUAAAGCAGCGUAUUCAAAAGGAAUUGAUUCGUGGAUUGAGUAUGUCUGGAGGUAGGCUCGUCAGUGAGCCUGAAGUGCAACCGAAGCAAGAACCCGAGGAAGAGGAACAGAAGCCCGUUCCACCGGCUCCUUCCCCACCACCCGUACCCCAUUGCGAAUCUCCAAGACCAUUAUCCAACAGUAUGGUACCUCAAAACGACUCUGUGAAAAUGGUUAUCAAGAAUGGAGUGCUCAUGCCUAAACAGAAGCAAAGGCGGUAUCGUACAGAAAGGCCAUUUUCAUGUUCUCAAUGCUCAGCUCGAUUCACUCUACGCUCCAACAUGGAACGUCACGUGAAGCAGCAACACCCACAACAUUGGAGUGUACGGCGGCCGGCGCCUAGGGCUCCACCACCAUACCCUACACCUGAGACUUUAGCUGAUCGCGUCAAAUUCGCUCUUUUGGCUCGACACCUCGAGCGGCCUUUGCAACAACCAGAACGGUCCCCAAUCAGAAGAGACUCGGACGAAGUAGCCGAUAACGAGGAAGAUGAGGACGACGCUUUAAUUAUCGAUGAGGAACCUGAAGACUUAAAGUCUGAUGAACACACUGCUGCCCACCGCGCCGCCGCCGAAAUACUGAUGGCCACUCGGCAACAAGAACUUAACAAAGAUUUUGAUCUUAAAAUUGCUGGAAAUCUGAUCAACAAACCGAUUUCUGUAACUAAUGACAAGACUGAGACGGGAACUGAUCCUAUGCCGGUGCCUAGUGACCUGACUAUUCCUGUGGUCCCUACGCGGAGUGACGAGGAGGAAGAUGAAGAAGGCCUGGUUGCUUCUACGAGUGAGGGCAAUAACUCUGGAAGCGAUGAAAAUAAAUCGGAGUCAGACACAAACCAACCACCAAAGAAAAAGUCGGCGUACAGCCUAGCCCCUAACCGAGUGUCAUGCCCUUACUGCCAUCGUAAGUUUCCGUGGUCUUCGUCUCUUCGACGCCACGUCCUCACCCACACUGGACAGAAGCCGUUCAAGUGCCCUCACUGCCCGUUGCUGUUCACCACGAAAUCCAACUGCGAUCGUCAUUUGUUGAGGAAACAUGGCGGAUCAGCGCGGGCUAUACUCGCUGAGCCGAUACCAGAGGCAAUCCCGACAUCGCAAAACACGGAGAACAGAACCGUUCCAGAGAGGCCUUUUAAAUGCGCCUCUUGUCCCACCAGCACUUUCUCUUCGAUGGAAACUCUGAAGAAGCACAUGUCUUCAAGGCAUGGCACUGGGGAAUCUCAACCCGGGUCGCCUAACCCCGAAGAUGAAGCGAAUGAAGGUCUAGUCUUCAAGUGCCACCUCUGUGAGGCGUCGUUCGGAGAUCGGACCGGGGCGUUGGGCCAUCUAUCUUCGGCUCAUGCUUCGGAGUAUGAGCAGCUGGUCAGCAAAGGUGCUCUAGACGCGGCUAGUGACAGGAGCGAAAGUGCUGAUGAUGACGAGCGGGGGAAGUUCCCUGACCAUGCCAACAGAAAGGUGGUCUGCGCGUUCUGCAUCCGUCGCUUCUGGUCUGCGGAGGAUUUGCGCAGGCACAUGCGUACUCACUCCGGCGAGCGGCCGUUCGCCUGCGACCUGUGCCGGCGUCGGUUCACGUUGAAACACAGCAUGCUGCGCCAUCGCAAGAAGCAUCGGGAGGAGGCUACUGAUGAUGAGGAAGCUACUCCUCCGAAUACGCCGCGAGAGCCUGAUACCGUCGCUAAUGGAUACCGCUACCAAGACGACGACUCCGGCAACGAGAUCCCGGCCAACGUCAACAACAACAACUCGCCCCCCGCUACGCACUAUGACAAGAAACUCAAACUCGAGAUGACGUCACGGAAAUACUCCUCAGAGGCUGACAACGACGGAGAAAACGGCAGCGAUCUCAUCGGAAAACUCCUAGGCAUCCCCGACAACAAACUGCUAAACAAACUCCUCUCCUCCGCGGACGAAGCCGCCAAAUUCCUAGGUGUAAACAAAUGAGAGUACGCUUUAGUCCUCGUGACGCCCGCUAGACUCAUCCUAGCUCCGCGAGGACUAAAAAUCCCUCUCAAAAUCCAAAACCAAGCGUCAACGAACGGAACUGUAGAUAAUCAAACCAAAUCAACGCCAUCUAGCAACGAGUAGACGCAUUAGGUGCCGCCAUUUUGGCGCGAAGUCAUUUUUCUCUAAUGCAAUAAAUUAGUCUGUAUUUUUUUGUAAAUAUAAUUAUACAUUACAUUACGUUAUUGCUUGAACUUGUAGUAAUAUCUAGGUGCCUUUAGCUGCCUUAAUUGAAGUAUAUACCGUCCUAAUAUGCCUUACAAUUAGUGUAUUUUAUUUAAAGCUUCUUGUGUGGGUGACGAGCAACGAAUUAUUUCUUUAGUGCCAGUUUUAAAAGUACAUUGAUGUAUUUUUAUCGUAGUAAAUGUAAAUUUACUGGUACUCGACUUUCUUGGAAUAAUAUUUAGUGAAUAAAAUAAAUGUAUAAUAAGGUAAGCACAUGACAUCUAUAAUAGCUGACUGAGGGCAGACUCACAUUUUGCAUUUCCAUCUAGUCGAUGCAUUUCGCACUUUCAUACGAUCCUCUUUAGCACUUAACACUAUUCCGUUUACUAGAUAAACUAGUUAUAAAACCAGCCAAAUACUUAAUUUUCGCAAAUCCAAAAUUUUCUAGUCAAUUCUUAAAAAUGUCUUUUCUUACGAUCCUAAGCUAAAAUACCAAAUUGUCAAUAAUUAGAAGUGUUUACGAUGUUAACCGAAUAAGUCUAGUAAAUAAGUCAGUUAUAAUAAACCUCAUGUAACCUACCAAUGAAUAGAAAUAAGUUUGAAUGAUUUGGUAUCGUUAACUAGCAUUAAGAUUGUCAUUUGUCAAAAUUCAUACAUAAUCUACACACUUUAUUCAAAACACAGGUCGGCCUGCCGUACCGCUAUUUUUGCAAAAACAUCUUUUCAAGUCUUUUAAAUACCUUAAUUUUCCUUCAUCUAAAACCUAGAUACUUAUUCCAUAAUUCUAAUAGUUUACGCUAAAUAGGUAAGGUAGAGUAGAACAUACAUAUUUCCCAUUCUAAGAUAGCAACGUUUAAUUUGCUCAAAUUCAUGGCAUUUCUUUACUUAUCAAGACUAGAAGUUAUUUCUAAGGACACGGCUAAGAUCUCCUACUGUAACUAGACUUACUACUUUAUUAUAGCGCAUAGAAUAUAAUAUCGUUAAAAAUGACAUUUAUUUUGCCAAAGGCUCUUGGUGGACAGUCGUUUACCAACUGGUAAUUAAUUUUAUAAAAAUUAAUUCACUUUUUUACUUGCUUGUUCGAAAGAGGUUUUAUUAAAGAAGUAUAUUAUUUUUCAAAAGUUUAUUGGUGCAACGAUAUUUUGUUUGUGAGGGUUAUAAACUCUGGAUAGGUUUAGGAUGUAAUUUUAAGGAUAUUCAGUCUCCUUUGUGGAUUGACGAAUCAUACGCUAGAAUAUACCUAAGUUCGAUUGUGCUUUGUAUAUUUUGAAAUGCUGAAUUAUAUACCAAAUAAAUAUUUAAAUAAUAGAGUAAGUAUCUGUAUGUUGUACUCUUAAGGAUUUCCUAAUUAUAGAUUUCAGAAAUAAUGUAUUGUCCCAUUAAAAUCGACGUACAUAUACUGAAUAGCAAUAAUUGUAAUGUAAAAUAAUAAUUCUUCGUAUUAUAAUUCAAACAGUCACUAUAAUUGUCACAUCGUAUUUAUAAUUUUAUAAUAACUACGUUACUUUUAUAGGCUAUUGUAUACCAAAGUAAGUUUGAAUUGUAUUUCUUUGAAAUCCUGCUUGAUGUCAAUUAUAGUUAAUGAAACAUUGAUUUCAAUAUUGUAAUAUAUUUAUUUAAUAUACAAAUUAAUAAUGUUUUGCUAGUUUUCACGGCCAGUAAAUCUACUGCACGAAUGUUUAAAAUUUUAAAUUGUUACAUAUAAAUGUAGACGUAAGAGGUAAUCUCGUACUUAAUAUAUUAAUUAUAUUAAUUUUAAUGAUAUAUAAGUGUACUUAAGUUAAUAUUAAGAAUUGUGGCAACACCGCUUGGCCUUUCAAAAUGUAGUGUUCGUGUGUUUUAAAAUAAAUAUGGAUAUUCUUAAAAUUAAUGUUAUUACCAAUAUUAUGCAUGAUAAAAAGGUAAAUUACUUAUUAAUAAUAAUUAAUAGUAAGAAUUUUACUAUUCACCUUUGCCUCUCUUUCUUUUUUGCAAUAUGAGUGUCGUUUUAAAAACGUUUUUGUGAAAUACAAAAUGUGUAUUAAAUAAAUUAAAAUUGGUUUUUA